AUGGAUACCUUCCCGGCCACCUCCGUAGACGGCGACGAAAAUAUGAAUGAUGUCACUACGCUGCCGCUUCCGAAGACCUCCACUGCAACGGUUGAUGAGGCCGUCCUCCCCGGCACCGCCACCACAACAUCGGACACCAUAUCCGAGCCCGUGAACAGCAUCAAAGAAGAACCAGAAACUCUCGCGUCCGAAGAAAUUUCCUCCGACGAAAUCUCCAACCACGGAACUCCAAUUGCUCCGGAAUCCGACCAAAACGGAUCCCAGCAUUCCCCAAUUUCGCACCCUGAUUCGGAAGAAGAAGAGGAGGAGGAGGAGGAAGAGGAAGAAGAUGCCCCACCUAAGAAGCAAAAACAGCUAUCGGAUUUGCCCAAACCUGAACGCCUAGAUAAUGAUAUUGCCGAAAUACCCUCCGCCGUGGAAGAAACUACACCCCCCGCUCAAAAUGGAAAGGCGACAGCUUCGAAGUCGAGCAAGAAGUUGAAGAAGAAGAGCAAGGAUGUGUGGACGACGACCACAAGGAAGGGGAAGAAAAAGGCCAAAAACGCCUCCAAUGGAAACCACAAUUCCAAAAAUGCCACGGGUACCAACACGGCAACUGAAGAUAAGGUUUUGAUAACCCCUAUCCCGAGGUUCCCUGACAAAAGUGAUGAUUGCCCGGAUUUGAAGAUUUGCCUGUCGAAGGUUUAUAAGGCUGAAAAGGUGGAAUUAAGUGAGGAUAGAUUGAGUGCGGGCAGCACGAAAGGUUACAGAAUGGUUAGGGCGACAAGGGGGGUUGAAGAGGGCGCAUGGUAUUUCGAGAUUAAGGUGGUGCAUCUGGGUGAGACAGGGCAUACAAGGUUGGGGUGGUCCACAGAUAAAGGGGACUUGCAGGCUCCUGUGGGGUAUGAUGGGAAUAGCUUUGGAUAUAGGGAUAUUGAUGGGAGUAAAGUGCACAAGGCAUUGAGGGAGAAGUAUGGGGAGGAAGGAUAUAAAGAAGGUGAUGUUAUCGGUUUUUAUAUUAGUUUGCCAGACGGAGGGUCCUAUGCACCUGAUCCUCCACGCAUGGUUUUGUACAAGGGCCAGCGGUAUGUUUGUGCUCCCAAUCCCAAGGAGGAUCCCCCAAAAGUUGUGCCAGGAAGUGAGAUGUCUUUUUUCAAAAACGGUAUAUGCCAAGGUGUUGCUUUCAAGGAUCUUUAUGGUGGUCGUUACUAUCCUGCAGCUUCAAUGUAUACACUUCCGAACCAGCCCAAUUGUGUUGUCAAGUUCAAUUUUGGUCCCGAUUUUGAACAGUUCCCAGAUGACUUUGGUGAACGUCCUGUCCCAAGACCAAUGAUUGAAGUUCCUUAUCAAGCUGUUGAUGGCAGAGUUGAGAAUGGUAGUCCAUGGAAUAUCACCAGAAUGAGCCCCAUGUACAAAGUGGUAAAAGGGAAUACUACUGCUGAAAUGGGUGAUCAAGCUUGA
Molecule: messenger RNA, 1440 nt
Organism: Fraxinus pennsylvanica
Lineage: Eukaryota; Viridiplantae; Streptophyta; Magnoliopsida; Lamiales; Oleaceae
Source: the annotation of a GenBank genome assembly